Magnolia sinica is the source of this 731-nucleotide messenger RNA. RefSeq names its product lupeol synthase 1-like. Gene Ontology annotation, biological process: triterpenoid biosynthetic process. Bases 77 to 553 code for a protein of 158 amino acids. NCBI's taxonomy places the organism in Eukaryota, Viridiplantae, Streptophyta, Magnoliopsida, Magnoliales, Magnoliaceae. The record is from RefSeq and is a predicted model, not a curated record. Gene Ontology annotation, cellular component: lipid droplet. Gene Ontology annotation, molecular function: intramolecular transferase activity. The transcript has 3 exons.
UUUACUCUCUCAGUAAAUUUUUUAAAAUCAAGUUGUUUUCGGAUAUCUUGACCGUGGUCCUCCCCUACUUUUUCCUAUGACCUGUUCCACUUUGUUUUUGAAGGUUUUGGAAGACUGCCCUGGUGAUCUUAGUUUCUGGUAUUGUCACAUUUCUAAAGGUGCAUGGCCUUUCUCAACUAGAGAUCAUGGAUGGCCCAUAUCAGAUUGCACUGCAGAAGGUUUAAAGGCUUCACUCUUGUUGUCGCAGAUUCCAUCAAAAACUGUUGGUGAACCAAUUGAUGCAAACAGAUUGUACGACGCAGUGAAUGUCAUUCUUUCACUACAGGAAUUCGGAUGCCAAGAAGACAUGAUGUUCUGUGGUGUGUUUGAUGGCCAUGGCCCUUGGGGACACUAUGUAGCAAAAAGGGUCAGAGAAUCGCUGCCAUCAUCUCUGCUUUGCAAUUGGCAGGAGACUCUUGCUAUGAGCUCAAUUACAUCAGAAUUCCUUUUGGAAUCUGAUAAAAUGCUUAAUCGAUUUGACAUUUGGAAGGAAUCCUAUUUGAGAACUUAUUGAAAUGAGUGAUUCACUUGGGCAAAUGAAUCAUAACCUUGAAGGUUUGAAGAGUGAUCUGAAUGAAGUUACUAAGGGAAGGGAUUGCCUUGAUUCUGAGGUACUUGUCUUGAAAGAGCAGCUAGAAAUGGCACAAGCUGUUGCUAAAGAAAAUGAAGCAAUUGCUACAGAAUCUCUUGCU